This is a messenger RNA of Hordeum vulgare subsp. vulgare (domesticated barley), 1160 nucleotides long. Its product is annotated as chloroplast processing peptidase-like. Gene Ontology annotation, biological process: thylakoid membrane organization. Lineage: Eukaryota; Viridiplantae; Streptophyta; Magnoliopsida; Poales; Poaceae. Gene Ontology annotation, molecular function: serine-type endopeptidase activity. Bases 147 to 800 code for a protein of 217 amino acids. The record is from RefSeq and is a predicted model, not a curated record. The transcript has 6 exons. Gene Ontology annotation, cellular component: chloroplast thylakoid membrane.
GAAGGAAGCCAUUACUCCUCUCCUACUGGUCAAGUAGCCAGAGCCAGUCUUCCUCCCCACCCCACCCCACUCCCCCCUCUAUUGGCGGACAGAGAGAGAGAGAGAGAGAGGGAGAGGCCAAGGAGGAGGGGGAUCCACUCCGUCCGAUGGCGAUGGCGCCGCCGCGCCUGCUGCGGGGCCUCAUCGCGCCGAUGUCGCCGGCCGACUGGCUGCCCUGCCACCUGCAGCUGCUGGCCUCCUCCGCCUCGCUCCUGCACCGCUGGUGGCUGUGGCUCCCCUCUCUCGCGCGCCUCCGCUGCCCCUCCUGCUCCGACGGGCUCAAGCUGCUCCUCGUCCUGCUCCUCGUCUCCGCCGCCCUCGCCGAGGUCCGCUUCGUCGCCUCCGCGUCCAUGGCGCCCACCCUCCGCCCGGGCGACCGCGCCGUCGCAGAAAAAAUCACCUACAUGUUCCGGAAGCCAUCUGCCGGCGAUAUAGUCUUCUUCAAUGUGCCCACCGCCCUGCAGAAUUGCGGCAUAAGUAAAGAUGUUGUAUUCAUUAAGAGGGUGAUUGCCACCCCUGGAGAUUUCAUUGAGGUUCGACAAGGCCAGCUUAUUGUCAAUGGUGUUGCACAGAAUGAACAUUACACCGCACCCCAUGGUGGGUCGUACACGAUGGAAGCCAUGCGCCUCCCUGAAGAUCAUGUAUUCGUCAUGGGUGAUAAUCGUAAUAACAGCUGCGAUUCUCGUGCUUGGGGACCUCUUCCUAUCAACAACAUUGUUGGGAGAUACAUGAUGUCCUUUACAAGAUCCUCUCUCCAAUAGCCAACGUGAAGAUCUUCGAUGACCAAACCCCUUGAUGCCACUCGAUAUGAUGUUAUCGAGCUAUGUUGGGCCUCGAGCCUUUAGUAUGUAAAUCUGUGAGACCUUACUUUCCUGUGUUAGCACGGUACGUUGUAUGUGUAGUGACUUAAUCCUGGGAAGACCUGAAUAGUGACUUUGUAGCUGUUGUCACUCACCCCUGGACUUGUCAGCUGUUAAGCUUACCUGUUGGUAGAACCUGCAAAAUGUACCUAAAGGUUACACCUUCUAGUAACCUUAGCUGUCGGUUGUAAUCGGUAAUGUUAUUAUUACUGUGGACCGCGUUCUUGGCUGUCAGAAAAUGGAAAAAUCUUCAUGCCUGAA